AUGGCAUCUCUCCGGGGCACGCAACAGCCAGAGCUUUCGAAGAAGCUGUUCAAGAUCAUCAAGACCGAAAAUCAUGCCAUUGCGGCUCAUGAGGCUGCUGGGCGCGAACGAAUCAGUAUCGCUCAGCAGCUGUCUGAAUGGGGUGAGGCUACGGGGGACGAGACUAUUUCGGAUAUUUCCGACAAACUUGGAGUAUUGCUUGCGGAAAUUGGGGAACAGGAGGAUGUCUUCGCACAAUCGUUAGAGGAUUACCGUAGUAUCCUCAAGCAGAUCCGCAAUACCGAGAGUUCAGUGCAGCCCAGCCGAGACCACAAGGCCAAGGUAUCUGAUGAAAUCGCAAAGCUGAAGUACAAGGAACCACAGAGUACCAAAAUAGUUCAGCUCGAACAGGAGCUUGUCCGUGCAGAGGCCCAGAGUUUGGUGGCCGAAGCACAGCUCAACAAUAUUACCCGUCAAAAGUUCAAGGAGGCUUAUGACCUCCACUUUGCAGCCACCAUUGAGCGGGCAGAGAAGCAGAUAAUCCUGGCGAAGCACGCUCGUCGUCUCUUGAACUUGGUCGAUGAUACUCCAAUAGUACCAGGAGAUGCACACCCCGCAUUUGCUGAGGGAGAAACAGCGCGUCAGGUUCUGAAUGACGCUGAGGACGAUCUCCGCCGCUACCAGUUAGAGGUUGAACCCAUCCACUCGAAUGCAGGCAACCUCGGAAUAGGUGCGAUGCCAGGAACUGCGGCGGCGGGAGCCUUUGUUCCAGAGUCUGCCACCAAUGAGGGUACAACGAGGAGCGAGAGUCCAGUUGGUGUGCAGUACGACAAAGCUGGAUCGGCUGCUUAUCCACUGGAAGAAGCAGACAGGGUCAGCGCUCAGCAUCAGCAGACUCCUAGACAAGAAGUUGCUAACGUGGCUUAA
Messenger RNA from Bipolaris victoriae FI3, 906 nucleotides. RefSeq lists its product as hypothetical. Bases 1 to 906 code for a protein of 301 amino acids. Lineage: Eukaryota; Fungi; Ascomycota; Dothideomycetes; Pleosporales; Pleosporaceae. The transcript has 3 exons. Gene Ontology annotation, biological process: endocytosis; eisosome assembly; negative regulation of protein kinase activity. Gene Ontology annotation, cellular component: plasma membrane; eisosome filament. Gene Ontology annotation, molecular function: lipid binding. The record is from RefSeq and is a predicted model, not a curated record.